This is a messenger RNA of Lactuca virosa, 726 nucleotides long. The record is from the annotation of a GenBank genome assembly. Lineage: Eukaryota; Viridiplantae; Streptophyta; Magnoliopsida; Asterales; Asteraceae.
AUGUGUACCUUAGAAAAGCGCGGGAACGUCUUCUUCCUAACUCUUACCGGCGACGGCGAACACCGCCUCAAUCCUACUUUCAUCUCCUCCAUCCGUUCAGCUCUCUCCGAGGUUAAGUCCCAAUCCGCUACCGGCUCUGCUCUCGUCACCGUCGCCGAUGGCAAGUACUUCUCAAAUGGUUUCGAUCUCAACUGGGCCAUAUCCACCUCCGGUGGGUCUCCUUCCAAGGCAGUUGAUCUCCUCCGCCAAAUGGUAGAUCUCUUCAAGCCACUCGUCGCUGACUUAGUAUCGCUUCCUAUGCCAACAAUCGCCGCCAUUACAGGUCACGCCGCCGCUGCAGGGAUGAUUCUCGCGAUUAGCCAUGAUUACAUCUUGAUGCGGCGUGAUCGAGGUUUUCUGUACAUGAGUGAGAUCGACAUAGGGAUGACAUUGCCGGACUAUUUCACAGCCAUGAUGAGAUCGAAGGUGGGAAAGCCGGAAGCCAGGAGAGAUAUUUUGAUUCGGGCUGUGAAGGUGAAGGCGGAGGAGGCGGUGGCAAUGGGGUUUGUUGAGUCGGCGCAUGAUAGUGUUGAGAGUACGGUGGAGGCUGCUGUGCGCAUGGGGGAGGAUUUGGCGAAGAGGAAGUGGGAUGGUGAAGUGUACUCCGAAAUAAGGAAGUCUUUGUAUCCAGAGUUAUGUGGGGUGCUAGGCUUGAUCACUAAGGAAGUUGUAAAGCCACGAUUUUAA